This is a messenger RNA of Exophiala mesophila, 4685 nucleotides long. RefSeq lists its product as uncharacterized. The transcript has 3 exons. Bases 240 to 1001 code for a protein of 253 amino acids. The record is from RefSeq and is a predicted model, not a curated record. Lineage: Eukaryota; Fungi; Ascomycota; Eurotiomycetes; Chaetothyriales; Herpotrichiellaceae.
CAGAUCUCGUAAAUGUCUUUCCUGAUUCCCGUUCCCCCAUAAACGUUGCUUAUGAACACAGAUGCAUGCUUUCCAGUCCAUCAAUAUAUCUUCUACCCCCGCCCUCUUCCUCGUCCUAAAGUCUGCCAUCUGUCUUUGUUCGUUUUUUCAUCCUAUAGCAGUUUGUUUCUGUGUCAUACUCUAAUUAUUUAUACCUGCUGCUGUGACUGUGAUCGUACCACCACACAUCCUAACCUGUCAUGGCUGUCAUUUGGGGUCUUGACCUCAGGGAUAUGAAAUGGAGCAAAUUCAAAAGCUCAUAUAUGUUUGGUAACAAAGACUACCACUUGCGACGCACAAAAUUCGUUGUCUACCAGAUUGCUAUGCUGUUUUGUGUUGUGUCGGAAUCAGUUGGAACAGCUGCACUAUCAGACUACGUCGAUCAACAGUCGGAAAUCGAGAGACUCCAUUCCUCUGCCAGAGUCCACAACAACGACUUUGUUGGCAUUGCUUCGUAUAAUAUCUUUGUUGGCGUCGCUGUCGCCACCAUCUUCGGAGCCGCUUUCUUCUUCGAUCUCUUCUUUCCCGAACGCUAUGAGCCCAAGAACAUUCGCUGGUCAUGGCGGAUCAGUGCCAUAGUCGUGACCAUCAUGACUUUGGCCUCUGCCAUUGCAUUGACUGUCAUCGUCGCCACUGGCGAGGCUUGGAUUUCCGCCGACUCAGAAGAUGCUCGACAAAUCGCCCUGCAGCACCUAAGUCCACCUCUUCGCUAUCGUGACAAUGGCAAAGCCAUUGCUAGCGUUGUAUGCCUGUGGAUUGGUCUGGUCGGCGCCAUUGCGAGUUGUAUCGUCCUUUGGCUUUACUACGCUCACCUCGACACGUACGGUCCAAAGUCACACAGUGCUCGCAUGCGAGAUGGCAAUGCCGACAAGCCUCCACCGAACAGAACGAGUCCAUUAGUCUCAGAACGCGAAUCCCAGCGACAUCAAGCCUCCUGGAACUUACGGAACCCUCGGGUAUAGCCGAGACCACCAUUUCACGCCCAGAGCUGUAUCUUGACGCAACCAGGGGGCGUUUUACUCGUUUUUUCUCGUUUUUUGAGCCAUUUUGGACAGGAAAAAGGGACAGAACGGACAGUGACGAUUGAAACCUGUUCCUGAGGAAAAGGCUAUAGAUCUCAACUUGUUCAUACCGUCCUUUAUGUGGACUGUCAACUCGGCUGGAUCACUGUACCUGUCUCGAACCUCGGUAUUUGUUCGUGUUUCGUGUGAAUCUAAUCGAGUCAUGAUACUCUAUCAUCCGAUGCCCAUGACCAAUCUAAACCAGGUCAAUGCAUCCAGUCUUUGCGACUGGCCGGGUACUAAUGGUACACCUUGGCCCAAAAUUGGUCGCUUGGGGAGACCACCAAAACAAUAUGGCCCCCAUGUGUAUCAACUUCACCGAGCUAAUGCUGUAGGCUCUGCCGAAUCAUCCAAAAUGCGACCAACUCUCAACCGCUCGCUUUCCCGUGAAGCGUCCCUUCACUGACUCGUGUCCAUCGCAUCAUCUGGCGCUGUCGUGCUACUUUCGACCCCAGCUGCACUGUCUUCGGUCUUCACCGUCUCCACAAAAUCCCGGCGUCGAUUCCCAAUUUUCUCCUCCUUGAACUUGGCAAUCUUCUCCUUGACGUCGGUCGCUAAAAGAGGGAGUCGUUAGCUUCAACUUUCCGAGAGAGAUUGGGGCAAACAUGUGUCUUGUUGGACUUACCUGGAAUGACAUCUUCAAUCUUCAAAGGCACUCGAUUGAAGGGGUCGUGCGGAUCGCUCAACAGAUGACUUCUGAUUGUCGACCGAUCGAUCACGAUUUUGGAGAUGGGCAACAACACGGGAUCCUCCAUCAACGUGUACAUCAGAGGAUCCAAGAACUCGUCGGGAAUUUCACCCAGAUCUGCAUCAGCCGCUUCGUCUUCACUCUUGGCCUUUGCAAUUCUCUCAAUCAGCCGGCUCCAGCGUUGAAGUUGCUGUGGUGACUUGAGCACAAAUUUCUUGAGAAUGUUGCCCGCGGCCACAAAGUUCUCCGACUUGUAGGAUCGGCCAUCGCGCGCGACUGCCAGGAUGAAAUUCUCCUUUUCACUUAGAUUUAAAUACACAUCAACAAUCUCAGACAAGAGUGCCUUAGGAUUGAAGUUGUAUUCUUGAAGGUUAUCCACCUUAAGGGAUGUGCUCUUGGGUGGCACCAUCGCAUCGAGAUUAUAGUCCAACAUGUCUGCAAGACGUUGGACAAUUUCUGGCAUGGUAAAGGCAUCUGCGAGCGCCUCGGUGAAGAGUUUCACCAUGCCCACCGUUUCAUUGGUCAGCUGCAUGUACGACUUCGCCUUCCCCUUUGCAGAUUCGAGCGCUUCUUCCUUCUCUUGUCGUUGCUGUUCGUUCAACGAAGUUCCCGCCAGUGCCAGCUCGUGGGAGAUGUCGUAGAUCUGGUGGAACGACGUGAACGAUUCGUCGAGGACAAAUGUGACAUCGUUGAGAAGCAGAUUGACAAAUCUGACGAAAAACUCAAUGUUGACCUUUGCUUCUCGCAGUAGGUUGUCUCGGUAGACCGGGUUCGACCAAAUACAUUUGAUAAUUUGGAAAAUCUCAAAUCGCACGUUAAACUUGUCGAAAAACUGUCCAUGACCUCCCAUGAAUUCAGCUUCGAUGAAGAACUGCAUCAAGGAAUGCAACAGAUUUUCUGUGGCAAAGGGCAUGCUGUUGUAUUGGUCUGCCAGAAUUCCUCGGCCGCCCUGCCGCCAUGACCAGGUCCCUCUGAAGAGAAUGGUCACAAGCGAGGCUUUCAGGUAUGGAUUCUUGAUAUACUCGGCGUUUCUCAAGAAUGCAAUGCAAAGCAUGAUGAGCUCGUCAGACUGAGUGGGCGAAAUGACUUGUGGCAUGUUAUACAUGAUAUAGCCAAAGUUGCCGCUGAUGAUUUCGAGAAAAUACUCGGGAAGAUUUUUGAAGGCGUCUGGUUGUUCAGGCGACAGAGGAAGCGUCAGUUUCUCAUUGGGAAAUUGUCGGUUGGGAGAUACUUGUCGAAGCAACCAGACGGUGACAAAACGCAUGAAUUGCAUGGAGCGAGUCUGUGUGAUUUCGUCGAGAAGCACGCCUUGGACCGCGUAUUUGUACGAGAGUCCUUUGUCGUGCUGAUCUCGAUACUUCUUAAGUGCCUUGUCAUACAUUUCCAACUGGACAGGGUUGUUGAUAUACUUGUGGCGUUCGCCUUCAAACUGUUCAAGCUGCUUGGCCAUGUGUUUCAGUUCUCGAUCCAUCUCCUUAAGAAUAUUUCGAGCGGCUUCGAUGCCGUAUUGAUGUGACGCGACCGUGAGGAAAAAGAGUUCCGAAAUGAAGUUAUUUGUGCCUGGCGCCUGGGUUUUGAAAUAGGAAUCCGACUGGUCUUGAUCGACAUUGAUUUUGGUCUCAUCCUUGAUGUCGACUCGGGGGUUUCUUCGGAGAUAGUCAAUAUCGACACGGUCGAUUUUGGAGAAUCGGGCAUCAAUAAAAGGCUCGCACAACUUGUCCAGGACGACGUUGACGUUGAUCAUGAAGCCGUCGCUGGAGACAGUUUUCUUGUCGACGCGCAUUGCUCUUCUCUUAUGGUUUGAAUUGACGACGAGAGCAAACCAGUCUAGAACUCGUUCGCGAGCCUCUGGAGAGGCACGGACCAGGGUGUUGACGAUAUCGAAUAACUCAUCUUGAUGAGUUCUCAAAGUCAUCUGCAAGGAUGUUUGGUUUGUUCUGACUUUACCAGGAUCCAUGGUCUUGGGUUCGUAGAAGAAGGAUGAUGUGACUUCGGCUUGCAAGGGCGAGAGUUGAAAAUAUGGACCGAGAAGAGAGGCAACCUCGAGCUGGGCGGCCGGGACUGUGGCAUCGACAAAAAUUACUGACUCCGUGAUUGCAACUGCGAUUGGUUUGUAGCGAAUCAAGUGACGUAGCAUACCGACAUAAGGCUGAUACGCUGUGUUCAUGUUUUCCUUUGCUAGUCGACGGCUGAGAUUCUCAACAGCGGCGACAAAGGCGAGCUUGAUCGACUCAUCCUCCUCAAACCGGGUGAGGGCUUCGUUCACAAAAUCCUGGCAGACCCCUCGAUCAUCGUCGGGAUCUGCUAAUAGAUGGUCUGCGAGGGCAUCGAUGCCGUCGUAGGUGGCAUCAAAGAUGUCUGGGGUUGUGAUUGAGAGGAUGCACCAAUUCAUGCACAGUCGCCGCGCCUCGAGGAGGAUGGUCCACUUUGGGUUCUCGGGCGUGCGGUCCUUGACGGCCUUUGAGAUUCGGGUGACUCUCUUCCAUGAGCCAAAGAGCCAAUCGUGGGGAGUGAUACGUUGGGAGAGGGAAGCACCGGCCUCCAUGAUGGCUUGUUCGAGAAUGGCAUUGUUCAGCAACACGGGUUGACCCUCGGACUCGAGUUCGUCUCUUAGCUGGGGGACCUGAUGGAGGACUUGGCCGUGUUGAUCCUUGGUCUGAGCAGGGUCGAAAGUUAUUCUAAAUAGAUUGCGGAGAGUGCGAUCCUCCCACUGCUCAAUGGGUUCGUUUGGUUUGGCUGAGGUUGGCCUGGACAAGCCGUUCAUCUCCCGUUUCUGGGGUGUGAUGGUCGAUGGGGUCACUCUGAUUCUGGUCGACGAAGCGGCGGGAGGUGGUGACGACGGUUUGGAGAUAUUGAUGGGCGUGCUUGAGGAUUCUGAAGGAGGUGGUGACUGGGGG